Molecule: messenger RNA, 1957 nt
Organism: Trichomycterus rosablanca
Lineage: Eukaryota; Metazoa; Chordata; Actinopteri; Siluriformes; Trichomycteridae
Product: GTPase IMAP family member 7-like
Exons: 4
Coding region: 65-1108 (347 amino acids)
Molecular function (GO): GTP binding
Source: RefSeq, a predicted model, not a curated record
ACAGAAAUGGAGGAUUCAGGAAAUUGAAACUGAUAGAAUUAUACAGCUAGUGUGAAGGUGCAGUAUGACCAUGGUGGAAGAAAAUGAACAAAACCCUCAAAGAGGUCAGUCAACAGAGAACAGAAGAUCUGUACUGUCACUACCCACAGUCCUGUGUGUACUGGGUGUGCUUGUGACAGCUGCUGCAGUGCGGUAUCAGGUUUUCAAGGAGCAAAAGGAGCAAAGGAGUAAUUCUUCAAACCAUGCAGCAGAGCAAACACUCCAGCAGGUGGAUUAUUUCAAUGAGGAGCUUCGGAUUCUGCUGGUGGGAAAGACUGGCGUGGGGAAGAGUGCUACAGGAAACACCAUCCUGAGUAAACAGGCUUUUAAAUCAGAGAUCUCCUCCUCAUCUGUAACUGCACAGUGUGAUAAAGCCUCCGGGAAUGUAAACGCACGAAAAGUGUCUGUUAUCGACUCUCCAGGUCUGUUUGACACUCAGUUAACUCCAGAUGAAGUAGAGAAUCGCAUAAAGGCGUGUAUUCCAUUCUCUGCUCCUGGUCCUCAUGUCUUUCUGGUUGUUAUUCAGUUGGGUAGAUUUACAGAGGAAGAAGAAAAAACUGUUCAGAUAUUUCAGGACAUUUUUGGUAAGGAGUCUUCCACCUACACCAUGGCUCUGUUUACUCACGGAGAUAAACUGAAAGGUAAAAGUAUUCAUCAGUUUAUACGUAACAACACCAACCUUUUAAAUUUCAUUAUGAAAUGUUCAGGCCGAUACCAUGUGUUCAAUAAUGAAGAUCAGAACCCAGAGCAAGUCGUCCAGCUUCUAGAUCAGAUCGAUAAGAUGGUCACUGGAAAUGGAGGAGGACAUUACACCACAGAGAUGCUUCAGGAGGCCGAGAGAGCGAUCGAGGAGGAGAAAGAGAGAAUCCUGAAAGAAAAUGAAGAACAAAGACAGAAAGAGAUCGAAGAGCUGAGAAAAACAUUAGAAGGAGAAGCACUGGAGAAAGCCCGGAAGGAAUUACAGGAGAAACAAGAAAGAGAGGCAAGAGAACGAGCUGAGAGAAGCCCCUCAUUAUUUCAAAAAAUAGGCAAAUUUAUUUCAUCAAUUUUUAGAGCUAUUUUUAGUUAAUGUUAAAACUUAAUGCUUUAAACAGCACAAACUGCAGAUUUAUGUUUGUACAUUAAACAUUUAGUCACUUAUUUACAUACUUGUUUCAUUUAUUAUUUUUUUAUUUCAGUAGACAUAAUCACAGUAGUACAGCUGGUUGAGUGGCUUCCACACGGCAACAUGGAUCCUGGAAACACGGGUUAGUUUCUCCAUUCCAGUCAAUGUCUGUGUGGAGUUUUGCAUUUUCUCCCUGCGUCUGCAUGUGCGUCGUCUGCAGAAUCAGUUCCAGUGUGCAGGGAAGCUGUGUUUGAGACUUGAUGUGGGCCAACAUUUUACUAAGACACUCUUUUGUUUUUUUUUGUUUUUUGUUCUUUUGCUUUUGGCAUAGAUAGUGAUGAGAAAUAGCCACUGUUGUGCUUGCUAUAAUGUGUACUUAUUGUGUAUUUAUUUAUGUCAUGUUUACAUUACAUGUAUUUUGACUUUAUACCUUUCAAAUCAAACCAAAAACAUUCAUAAGCAUUUAUUUAUUUAUUUAUUAGGAUUUUAACGUCAUGUUUUUACACUCUUUGUUUACAUUCAUGACAGACACACGGUAGUUACUCGUUACACAAGGUUCAUCACUUCUCAAGGUUAUAUCGAACACAGUCAUGGACAAUUUUGUAUCUCCAAUUCACCUCACUUGCAUGUUUUUGGACUGUGGGAGGAAACCGGAGCACCCGGAGUAAACCCACGCAGGCACAGGGAGAACAUGCAAACUCCACACAGAAAGGACCCGGACCGCCCCACCUUAAACAGGAAGUUCAUACUUGAAAGCCCUCAAAUGUAGCAGAAUUAAAACAAUACUGCAAAGAAGAGUGAACCAGAAUUUCU